AUGGCCUUUGUCACCCCCUCACCCGCGUCCUUCCGCGGAAAGCUCCCGCUGUCCCGCCCCCCCUUUCGUCACGAGUUCGGCACUACCAGCAUGGUGGCCCCGCCGCAAGAGAAGAUGCAUAUCCGCACCCCCCUCGUCCCAUCCCCCUCCAUAUCUGCGCCCUCUGGACGCCAAGUUUUGCUCAAGCUGGACAACCUUCAGCCCGCGGGCUCUUUCAAGAUCCGCGGUCACGGCCACCUCUGCUCCUCCGCGGCCGCCAACGGCGUCCGCCACUUUGUGUCCUCGUCGGGCGGCAACGCUGGUGCCGCCGUCGCUCACGCGGGGCAAGUCCUCGCGGUCCCCGUCACCAUCAUCGUCCCGUCUUCUACGCCGCAGUUCAUGAUCGAUAGACUCAAGGAAUCAGGCGCCAGUGUCGUCGUCCAUGGCGCUGUGUGGGACGAGGCCGACAGAUAUGCAAGAGAAAUCGUCGAGCGCGAGGGGCCCAACGCCAUCCAUAUAUCGCCGUUCGAUCACCCGUUGCUCUGGGAGGGACACGCAUCGCUCGUGGAGGAACUCAAGGAUGAUCUUGCCGGUAAAAAACCGGCUGCCAUAGUGGUCAGCGUGGGUGGGGGAGGGCUAUUCCUAGGGGUUGCAGAAGGCACGCGAAGGGUGGGAUGGGGCGACGUGCCCAUCGUCACUGCGGAGACGGAAGGUGCCGCCAGCUUUGCAGCGAUGGUAGCCGCAGGGGGCGAGGUCGUUCAGCUCAAGGAGAUUUCGUCGGUCGCAAAAUCACUUGGUGCGCUCGCGGUGAGCGACAAGUGCGCCCAGUGGGUCAGGGAAGGGAGAAAGGUCGUGCCCGUUGUCGUUUCGGACAGGGAGGCCGUUGAGGCUUGCUCGUUACUCGCGGUGAAGCAUCGCGUGCUGGUGGAGCCGGCAUGUGGCGCUGCGAUCGCAGCCGUGCUGAAGGGGGUCGAUGUCGGAGAGGGGCCCAUUGUCGUCGUCGUGUGUGGCGGGAAUAUGGCUUCACCCGCCUUGCUGCAGGGGUGGAUCAAGGCGACAGGCGCGACGGAAGCCGUUUUGUAGAGGGAAGGGGAGGAACACAAGCGCCUUGGGGCAUCGCAAGAUCCGGGCGGAUUCGCAGAGCGCAAUGCCUGGGGCCGUCGGGUUGUGUUACGGCAUUUAUUGCUUACAACCUUCAAGAAGAAUGGGAUUGAUUCCCGUGUAACAGUAUCCUACGGUAAGACGUUGUGCGACUAUACGAAAGCUUCAAGAGGAAAAGCGAUCAAUUUUUCGCUCAUGGCUGCUCCUAAUUUCGCUCCCUGAUUAAUUAAUUUUUAAGUCGCGCUGAACCUUUAAAAGCCCCUGGCAGCUAUUUGGAACA
Chondrus crispus (carragheen) is the source of this 1360-nucleotide messenger RNA. Its product is annotated as similar to serine dehydratase. Gene Ontology annotation, biological process: L-serine catabolic process; L-threonine catabolic process. The transcript has 2 exons. The coding region runs from base 1 to 1062 and encodes 353 amino acids. Lineage: Eukaryota; Rhodophyta; Florideophyceae; Gigartinales; Gigartinaceae. The record is from RefSeq and is a predicted model, not a curated record. Gene Ontology annotation, molecular function: L-serine ammonia-lyase activity; threonine deaminase activity.